This is a messenger RNA of Pteronotus mesoamericanus, 8269 nucleotides long. It is a transcript of the gene THSD7A, whose product is annotated as thrombospondin type 1 domain containing 7A. The transcript is spliced from 29 exons. Gene Ontology annotation, cellular component: plasma membrane. The coding region runs from base 1 to 5175 and encodes 1724 amino acids. The record is from RefSeq and is a predicted model, not a curated record. Gene Ontology annotation, biological process: actin cytoskeleton organization. NCBI's taxonomy places the organism in Eukaryota, Metazoa, Chordata, Mammalia, Chiroptera, Mormoopidae.
AUGAAGAAUAGUUCGCAGUGGGCAGCCAUCAAGGACUCCUCAGCAGGAAAACGACAUUCAGAUUUAUGCUGUAGGGCAGGCAGAUCACUGCUGACUGUGGAAAAGCUCUGGUGUAAAAUUGAAAGGCUUUUACAUUACCAGCAGAAUGAUCAGUGGUCCUCCACAAAGGGUGAAAUGUCUUCCCAGGAACAUUUGUUGAAGUCUGCAAACAUGUUUGUCAUGGCACGGAAAGGGGGAAGGAGUGGUGCUUCUGGCACCUGGAGGGUCGAGGCCAAGGAUGCUGCUAAGCAUCCUGCACUGCAAACGAAAGCCCCUGCAGCCAGGAAUGUGAAAAGAGUAACCUAUAGCUUUCUUCUAGGAGCGCUGUUCAUAAACUCUUGUGUCGUUUUAGGUCCGUGGGGCCGAUGCAUGGGAGACGAAUGCGGUCCAGGAGGCAUUCAGACCCGGGCUGUGUGGUGUGCUCAUGUGGAAGGAUGGACAACGUUGCAUACCAACUGUAAGCAGGCCGAGAGACCUAGUAACCAGCAGAAUUGCUUCAAAGUUUGUGACUGGCACAAAGAGUUGUACGACUGGCGGCUGGGACCCUGGAACCAAUGUCAGCCAGUGAUUUCUAAAAGCCUGGAGAAACCCCUCGAGUGCAUUAAGGGGGAAGAGGGCAUUCAGGUGCGAGAGAUAACGUGCAUCCAGAAGGAGAAGGACAUCCCUGCGGAGGAUAUCAUCUGUGAGUACUUCGAGCCCAAGCCGCUGCUGGAGCAGGCCUGCCUCAUCCCCUGCCAGCAAGACUGCAUUGUGUCUGAGUUUUCUGCCUGGUCAGGGUGCUCCAAGACAUGCGGCAGUGGGCUGCAGCACCGGACGCGGCACGUGGUGGCGCCGCCCCAGUUUGGAGGCUCAGGCUGUCCAAACCUGACGGAGUUUCAGGUGUGCCAGUCCAGCCCGUGCGAAGCUGAAGAGAGCAUGUACAGCUUGCAUGUGGGACCUUGGAGCACGUGCUCGAUGAUCCACUCGAGACAAGCGAGACAAGCAAGGAGACGUGGGAAGAACAAAGAACGCGAAAAGGACCGUGGGAAAGGAGUGAAGGAUCCGGAGGCCCGGGAGCUUAUUAAGAAAAAGAGAAAUAGAAACAGACAGAAUCGUCAAGAGAACAAAUAUUGGGACAUCCAGAUUGGAUAUCAGACCAGAGAGGUGACCUGUACCAACAAGACCGGGCAAGCAGCUGAUUUGAGACUCUGCCCGCAGGAGAAGCUGCCAAUGACAUUCCAGUCCUGUGUGAUCACCAAGGAGUGCCAGGUGUCCGAGUGGUCUGAAUGGAGCCCCUGCUCAAAAACGUGCCACGACAUGGCGUCUCCCGAAGGCACUCGUGUAAGGACACGCAUCAUCAGGCAGUUUCCUAUUGGCGGCGAGGAAGAGUGUCCAGAACUAGACGAGAAAGAACCCUGCUCGCCUCAAGGAGAGGCAGCCGCUCCCUGCGCCGCGUAUGGCUGGAGAGCCACGGAGUGGACCGAGUGCCGUGUGGACCCUUUGCUCAGUCAGCAGGACAAGAGGCGAGGCAACCAGACGGCCCUCUGUGGAGGAGGGGUCCAGACCCGAGAGGUGUAUUGCGUGCAGACCAAUGAAAACCUCCUUUCACACCUGAAUUCCCACAAGGACAAAGAAGCUUCAAAACCAGUGGAUUUGAAACUAUGCACUGGCCCUGUUCCUAAUACCACCCAGCUGUGCCACAUUCCCUGUCCAAUCGAAUGUGAGGUUUCACCUUGGUCAGCCUGGGGACCUUGUACUUAUGAAAACUGUAACGACCAGCAAGGCAAAAAAGGUUUCAAACUGAGGAAGCGGCGCAUUACCAAUGAGCCCACUGGAGGCUCUGGGGGCACCGGGAGCUGCCCUCACUUACUGGAAGCCAUUCCCUGUGAGGAGCCAUCCUGCUAUGAGUGGAAAGCAGUGAGGCUUGGAGACUGUGAACCAGAUAAUGGAAAAGAAUGCGGUCCGGGCACUCAAGUUCAAGAGGUUGUCUGCAUCAACAGUGAUGGAGAAGAAGUUGACAGACAGCUAUGCAGAGAUGCCAUCUUCCCCAUCCCCGUCGCCUGUUAUGCUCCAUGCCCAAGGGACUGUGUGCUCAGCACGUGGUCUGCGUGGUCCUCCUGCUCACACACCUGCUCGGGGAAAACCACAGAAGGGAAACAGAUACGAGCGCGCUCCAUUCUGGCCUAUGCGGGUGAGGAAGGUGGAACUCACUGUCCAAACACAAGUGCUUUGCAAGAGGUGCGCAGCUGUAACGAGCAUCCCUGUACUGUGUAUCACUGGCAAACUGGUCCGUGGGGCCAGUGCAUUGAGGACACCUCAGUAUCGUCCUUCAACACAACUACAGCUUGGAACAGGGAGGCCUCUUGCUCUGUUGGCAUGCAGACAAGAAAAGUCAUCUGUGUGCGGGUCAAUGUGGGCCAAGUGGGACCCAAAAAGUGUCCUGAAAGCCUUCGGCCUGAAACAGUGAGGCCCUGUCUGCUUCCCUGUAGAAAGGACUGUAUUGUGACCCCAUAUAGUGACUGGACAUCAUGCCCUUCCUCAUGUAAAGAAGGGGAUUCCGGAAUCAAAAAGCAGUCUCGGCACCGGGUCAUCAUUCAGCUUCCGGCCAACGGGGGCAGGGACUGCUUGGAUCCUCUCUAUGAAGAAAAGGCCUGCGAGGCCCCACAGAUGUGCCAAAGCUUCAGGUGGAAGACGCACAAAUGGCGCAGGUGCCAAUUAGUCCCCUGGAGCGUGCAACAGGGUAGCCAUGGGGCACAGGAAGGCUGUGGGCCGGGACGACAGGCAAGAGCCAUCACUUGUCGAAGGCAAGAUGGGGGACAGGCUGGCAUCCAGGAAUGCCUCCGGUAUGCCGGCCCCGUGCCAGCCCUCACCCAGGCCUGCCAGGUCCCCUGCCAAGACGACUGUCAGUUCACCAGCUGGUCCAAGUUUUCUUCAUGCAACGGAGACUGUGGUGCAGUUAGGACCAGAAAGCGCACAAUUGUUGGAAAAAGUAAAAAGAAGGAAAAAUGUAAAAAUUCUCACGUGUACCCCCUGAUUGAGACUCAGUACUGUCCUUGUGACAAGUAUAAUGCACAACCCGUGGGGAACUGGUCAGACUGCAUUUUACCAGAGGGGAAAGUGGAAGUGUUGCUGGGAAUGAAAGUACAAGGAGACAUCAAGGAGUGUGGGCAAGGCUAUCGUUACCAAGCAAUGGCAUGCUACGAUCAAAACGGCAGGCUCGUGGAAACGUCCAGAUGCAACAGCCACGGUUACAUCGAAGAGGCCUGCAUCAUCCCCUGCCCCUCCGACUGCAAACUCAGUGAGUGGUCCAACUGGUCCCGCUGCAGCAAGUCCUGUGGAAGUGGCGUGAAGGUUCGGUCUAAAUGGCUUCGUGAAAAACCAUAUAAUGGAGGAAGGCCUUGCCCCAAACUGGACCAUGUCAACCAGGCACAGGUGUAUGAGGUCGUCCCCUGCCAGAGUGACUGCACUCAGUACCUGUGGGUCGCAGAGCCGUGGAGCGUCUGCAAGGUGACCUUUGUGAACACGCGGGAUAACUGUGGAGAGGGCGUGCAAACCCGAAAAGUGAGAUGCAUGCAGAACACAGCAGAUGGCCCUUCUGACCAUGUAGAUGAUUACCUCUGUGACCCAGAAGAGAUGCCUCUGGGCUCCAGAGAAUGCAAAUUACCAUGUCCUGAGGAUUGUGUGAUAUCUGAAUGGGGUCCGUGGACUCGGUGCAUUUUGCCUUGCAAUCAAAGCAAUUUCCGGCAAAGGUCAGCUGAUCCCAUCAGACAACCUGCUGAGGAAGGAAGAGUCUGCCCUGAUGCUGUUGAGAGGGAGCCCUGCAACCUGAACAGGAACUGUUUCCACUAUGAUUAUAACGUAACAGAUUGGAGUACGUGUCAGCUGAGUGAAAAGGCAGUUUGUGGAAAUGGCAUUAAAACAAGGAUGUUGGACUGCGUUCGAAGCGAUGGCAAGUCGGUUGACCUGAAAUAUUGUGAAGAGCUGGGCCUGGAGAAGAACUGGCAGAUGAACACAAGCUGCACGGUGGAAUGCCCUGUCAACUGCCAGCUUUCCGAGUGGUCCGCUUGGUCAGAAUGUUCGCAAACAUGCGGCCUCACAGGAAAAAUGAUCCGAAGACGAACAGUUACCCAGCCCUUUCAGGGUGAUGGGAGACCAUGCCCUGCGCUGAUGGAACAGUCCAAGCCUUGCCCAGUAAAGCCCUGUUAUCAAUGGCAAUAUGGCCAGUGGUCUCCAUGCCAAGUGCAGGAUGCCCAGUGUGGAGAAGGGACCAGAACAAGAAACAUUUCUUGUGUAGUGAGUGAUGGGUCAGCUGAUGAUUUCAGCAAAGUGGUGGACGAAGAAUUCUGUACUGAUGUUGAACCCAUUAUAGAUGGUAAUAAAAAAAUGGUCUUAGAAGAAACCUGCACCCAGCCUUGCCCAGGUGACUGUUAUUUGAAGGACUGGUCUUCAUGGAGCCUGUGUCAGCUGACCUGUGUGAAUGGUGAGAACCUAGGCUUUGGUGGAAUACAGGUGCGUUCCAGAGCGGUUAUUAUACAAGAACUAGAGAAUCAACACCUGUGCCCAGAGCAGAUGUUAGAAACAAAAUCAUGUGAUGAUGGGCAGUGUUAUGAGUACAAAUGGAUGGCUAGUGCUUGGAAAGGCUCUUCCCGAACAGUCUGGUGUCAAAGAUCAGAUGGUGUAAAUGUAACAGGGGGCUGUUUGGUGGUACGCCAGCCUGAUGCUGACAGGUCUUGUCACCCACCGUGUAGCCAACCCCACUCGUACUGUAGUGAGGCGAGGACAUGCAGUUGUGAAGAAGGGUACACUGAAGUCCUGUCUUCUAACGGUUCCCUUGAGCAGUGCACCCUCAUCCCUGUGGUGGCGAUACCCACCGUGGAGGACAAAAGAGGAGACGUGAAAACCAGUCGGGCAGUACACCCGACCCAACCCUCCAGUAACCCGGCAGGACGGGGAAGGACCUGGUUUCUACAGCCGUUUGGGCCAGAUGGGAGAUUAAAGACCUGGGUUUACGGUGUAGCAGCUGGGGCAUUUGUGUUACUCAUCUUUGUUGUCUCCAUGAUUUAUCUCGCUUGCAAAAAGCCAAAGAAACCCCAAAGAAGGCAAAACAACCGGCUGAAACCUUUAACCUUGGCCUAUGAUGGAGACGCAGACAUGUAAAAUAUACCUUAUCCUGUGGCAACCAAUUUCAGCUUUCUGAUUUUGCAAUAGAUAUCCAGGGGCCAAAAGCUAUUCAAAUUGUGUGAACUAAAAUUCAUUGCACCUUUUUCAAAGUGCAUCAUUUAGGAGAGGGCGAAAAUCACAGUGCCAUUGGAAAUAUCAGGAUAAGACCACUUGCAUAGAAACUAUCAGCCCUGAGAAGUCUAGAAGAUUAAGUUGAAUACAUGCUGCCUUCUGCGAGUUUUGUGAAUGAUCUUUCAUGAAACCUACCUACUGGCAAUUUACUUUCAUCUCUAACAUACGGUGGCGGAAUUGGCCAUUUGGGAUGCCCAAUGCAAGCCUCUGUCUACAGUGUUAACCCAUAAUAACAUUUUAGCAUGAAGACAUUAUACCAAAAUCUCUACGAUACUAUAGGCGAGCAUAACAUCAUGUAUACUCAACUGAAUGCUACGUAUUAUUAUGUCAGAUUAUAUACUUAAUAAUAAGCCAUUUUUAUGGUGAAUAAAAGAUAAGCUCUAAGCUGAGCAGAAAGCCCAUUGAGUAAAUUCAGCAUCUCGGUGGUUGCUGGUAGCUUUUACUGACCUGCAUUUCAGAGGCAAAGACUUUUUAUAAGACUUAAUUCUUGUCUUUCUCCAAAGUAUGAAUGCUGGACAUGUACUAGUGUCUUAGAAGAGUUCUCAAGUUCAGUAUUUUAUAGUGGUUAUUGUCUGGAAAACUCAUUUGCUUGUGUUACUACAAUAAGUUUCUACUUUCCCCAAUUUCAAACUGGUUGCCUGCAUCUUUUUUGCUACAUGGAAGGCACAAUUUUGCACUAUAUUAGUGCAGCAUGAAGGCAUUUAACCAGUAUUGCCAUAGAAACCGCCUCUUUUCAUAUGGGAUGAAGACCUCUCUGCCAAGAGUGUCAUGGAGACAUUUACAACUUCCUGUAUCCUGAAGAGAGUCAAGUUUGUUUUGGAUGGCGACAGGAUGGAAUUAGCUAUUACAUCUGCUGUAUACACUUCUCCUCAUCACUGCAGCCAUUGGGAAAUCAACAACGUGGCGGUAAUUUAAGUGUUUCAGUCCCAAAGUCAUCAACCCUCUGAAAGAUGGAUCCCUCUAGUUGGUUUUUAAUUGUACUUCAAAGGCUGUUUAUGACUAGAUUUUUAUAUUUGUUAUCUUUGUUAAAAAAAGAAAAGAAAAGAAAAAAAGGGGCUGGUUGUCUUCUUAAUUUUGAGCAGAUGGAGAAAAUAAUGUAUUGACGAUUUUUUGUACCUGAAGGAAAUCAAGAUUGUGUGUUGAUUUUUCCCCUCUGAUUUUUUUUUUCUAGUUUUGGAUCAAAUGCAUAGUUUUGUCAUUAUUGCUGGUAAAAUUUGAAGUGGUCUUUUUAAUUUAUGAAUUUGAAAGCUAAAAUUUUAAAAAAGAGAAAAGUAUUUUGUCCAGGACUUCGUUAAAUAUCUAACCAAGGGUGGCAAACAACUUCUGUGAAGAGCCAGGUGGUAAGUAUUUUCAGCCAGAUCUAGGCUGCAGCUUCUCAAUUCUGCCUCUGUUAGAGCGCAGCCAUAGAAAACACACAGCACAGUAAAGAGUAAGCAUGGGUGUUUUCCAAUAACGUUUUCUUAAACAGUCAGCAGGCCGCAUUUGCAGGUCAUGGUUUACUGACCAUUUGUCUAGAAAUUUAUUCACGGCUAACUCUUCAUUGUGUCUUUAGUUUUCAUUCAUUUACCUGAGACUGAAAUCGGUGUUUAAUUUCACAGGUGAGAAACUGUCAUUAAAUGUAUCACUGUGUUGGAAGUAGCUAUAUUUUUACAGCUGUAGGCCUGGGAAUGGCACAGUGAAAUAAUAUCUAACUUGGCAGACCUCUUUCAUAUGAAAAGAAAAUUCAAAAGGUGCCAUUAAAGAGCAAUACCAUUUUUCAGGCAACUUUUACUGCAACAACCUUUGGGAGAGGGGGUAACAUUAAGGUGUCAGAUCUUUUAAAAAUAGUAUAACAGCUAUUUUUACCUUAAACAUAGCUGUGUUGCUAUAGAAGUGAUUUGGAAAAGAAGGUGUCUUACCUUCAUACUAGAGUUUGAACUCCCUCUGCUGUUCCUUAAAGUAUUUGCAAAAAUUCUAGAAGACAUUGGAUUAGGAUGUCAUUUUCGCCAAAAUGAACAGAUUUCUACAUAUGUCAAUAAGAAUUAAAUGUGGUAAAUGCUAAUUUGUUAUUCAAUAUUUAUUGUAUUAAGCAAUGUAAAUAAUUUCAAAACAAACAAGUGGUCAGGAAGAUCAGAAUUUUACCUUUAACCAAGGAAUUAAAUAGGGAAAAGCAUAAAAACAAAUUCCAUUUCUCUGCCUUAUUGAAGAGGAAGACAAAAAAUAAUAUGUUACUCUAAAACUGUGAUUGCCAAUAUAGGUAUGUACUCAGAAGUCUUCUAGAAAAUUGAUCUCUUUGAAAAAAAAUGAAUUCCAUUUGUCCAAAAUAGUAGAGAAUCUAAUUCAGCUAAUAGCCUUAUGAAAUGCGUGCAGUUCCUAAUAACAUUGAAAAUUAAUGAAUAAAGUAAAAUAUUGUUGCUACUAAAGGUAUACUUUAAUACUAUAAAAUAUCAUUAAUUCAGAAGGCAGAUCAGUAUUAUCCUACCUUUAUUAUAUGAAUUAAUCAAAAUUAUAAAAUGUUAUAAAAAUACAAGAUGACUUUAUUCAUAAAUUGAUUACACUUUACAACACAAUGUAUGUGCAGGAGACUAGGUUUAACAUGACCUAACACUAAGGUGUAUAUUGGAAGUUCAUUGUUAGAUAAACAAAUACUGCAUUGCCUCCCGUUGGGCUGGAAAGAGGGGAAUGUCGCUAGCUGGCUAUUUUGGACAAAUGAAAGUUAUUGUGUUCAUGUUUAUAACAUGAAAAUGGCCUUAUUUUUGUUUCUGGCAUGAGUCAAUAAUGAGUUAAAUACCUUACUGAAAUUUCAUCAGAACCUUAUUCCUCCUGUCCAUUUUAAGAAUUCAGGAGGGCAAUAUAAUAAUAACUUGUCUAUUGACACUUCUGCCUUACCAAAAUGGUCUGAGUCCAAAAAAGGUUUACAACUACUGUUGUGUUAAGUAUGAAGGUCUACUUGGUUUAAAAAAAAAAAAGGAAAGAAAAG